UAGCUGCGGGUAGGAUGGGUCCUCGCCGCCGGCUUCGUUGAGACUUGCUCGCGUGGGCUGCCCUCGGCGGGCCCGCAGUGGCCGCGGCGGCAUGAAGGGCGCUCUGGGGAGUCCUGUGGCCGCGGCCGCCGCAGGCGCCGUGAUGCAGGAGAGUUUCGGCUGCGUAGUGGCCAACCGCUUCCACCAGCUGCUGGACGACGAGUCAGACCCGUUCGACAUCCUGCGCGAGGCCGAGCGCCGGCGCCAGCAGCAGCUGCAGCGCAAGAGGCGCGACGAGGCGGCGGCGGCGGUGGCAGCGGGGACCGGCAACCGCGGUGGCAGGAGCCCGGCUGGGGCUUCGGGCCACAGACCCGGCGCGGGCGGCGGCCGGAGGGAGUCCCAGAAGGAGCGCAAGAGCCUCCCGGCCCCCGGCGCACAGCAGCCGGACAGCCCCGGGGGCGGCCCGCAGCCGCCUGGCCAGAAGCGAACUCCCAGAAGAGGGGAGCAGCAAGGAUGGAGUGAUAGCCGCGGCACAGAGGUGGCGCUUGAUAGAGCAGAGCGGAGAUCCUACAGGGAAUAUCGACCCUACGAGACCGAGAGGCAGGCGGACUUUACACCUGAGAAGUUUACAGAUGAAAAACCAGUUGACAGAUUUGAUCGAGACAGACCACUGAGAGGACGUGGAGGCCCAAGAGGGGGCAUGCGAAGCAGAGGCAGAGGUGGUCUUGGGAACAGAGCUUUUGACGGUUUUGACCAGAGAGGGAAACGAGAAUUUGAGAGAUACGGUGGCAGUGAUAAAAUAGCAAUCAGAACUGAAGACAACACGGGUGGAUAUGGAGUUCGCACCUGGGGAUCAGGUAAAGAUACCAGUGAUGUGGACCCGACUGCUCCGAUGGAGGAGGCCACAGCCGUGGACGAGUCCCUGUGCCCCCUGGAGGAGGAAGCUCCAGCCAAAGUUCCUGACUUGGAGGUAGAAGAAGAAAACCAAGUUCAAGAGAUGACCCUAGAUGAGUGGAAAAAUCUUCAAGAACAGACCAGACCAAAGCCUGAAUUUAACAUCCGGAAACCUGAGUCCACUGUCCCUUCCAAAGCAGUGGUGAUACACAAGGCCAGAUAUAGAGAUGAUAUGGUAAAGGAUGACUAUGAGGAUGAUGCCCAUGUUUUCCGGAAAGCGGCCAACGACAUCACAUCCCAGCUGGAGAUUAACUUUGGUAACCUCCCUCGUCCCGGGCGUGGAGCCAGAGGUGGCACCCGGGGAGGCCGGGGAAGGAUCAGAAGGGCAGAAAACUACGUCCCCAGAGCAGAAGUGGUGACACAAGAUGUCGCUCCAAACCCAGAUGACCCUGAAGACUUUCCUGCUCUGGCAUGAGCGCCCGAUUUCCUUGGCCACAUCCAACAGCACUGGCCAACCUACCAAGAAGACUUCUCUUGCUCUGGGGAAGAGAGUCAGACUCUAAGAACAAUAGAUGUUGCUUUUUCCCGUGUA
Messenger RNA from Sus scrofa (pig), 1465 nucleotides. It is a transcript of the gene HABP4, whose product is annotated as hyaluronan binding protein 4. NCBI's taxonomy places the organism in Eukaryota, Metazoa, Chordata, Mammalia, Artiodactyla, Suidae. Gene Ontology annotation, molecular function: RNA binding. Gene Ontology annotation, cellular component: cytoplasm; nucleus. Gene Ontology annotation, biological process: positive regulation of RNA splicing; positive regulation of translational initiation. The record is from RefSeq and is marked validated.